AUUCCUUUAAAGGCAAAUUAAAGCUGUGCUUUGACUGACUGCAGACGUCCCAGAGGAUCCAGUCGAUGCACCAAAAUACCUUCCGAGGGGACGUAAAAACACUAUCGCAACAGUUACGAACGAAGGAAAGAGAUAACGAUAACUGGGUGCCAAGAAGACCACUACUCCUCUUUUCCAAGAGGACUAGGAGUACGACGUCUUUGGAACCACUGCUGUUGCAUGCAGUCGUCUGCAGAGGUUACUGUAUGAAGCUUUUAAGGCCUUUUUGUGAUUGCUGAUGGAGAGCAGACCUGACUCUGGCCACGCGGACACAUUGUCGUAGCUCUAAAUCAACAUCAGAUUGAUCGGCCACUCGAUGGGGAUUCACAGAGGAGCUCUCACCUGUGUCGCCUCCUGCCCUCCACCCUGCCGCCUGCCCUCCCUCUUCUGCACCUCCUCCACACACAUCAUGAAACUGGUAUUAACUGAAUGGCAAUUGAUAUGGAUUUUUACUGAUUCUAGUAGACAGUAAACCAACUAACACAGAAAGGGAGGAAAAGCCAUCUAAUUUUCACACGUCCUUCUUCACACUAAAUGAACCUGCCUGUGGGGUUCUGAGCUGCCUGAGUUGACAGCCCACCCUGAAAAACAACCCAAUGCCUCUUUAAGGAACACACAAGGAAUGUAUUGUACGCUUUAAGAGAUUAUACUUUCUUCCUGAUAACGACGUUCGAGGACAUCGACAGCAGAGGGAGCUACUUUGAGGACGAGCUCACACCUGUCACUGCCAGUGUAUGAAUACUGAUCUAUUUUUUUAUUUAGUUUUGAAUCCAUUUUUUUUUUCUGGAGCCUGAAGGGUUGUGCGUUUGGCUGUGUGCAUGCCGAAAAAGAAGAAAAUGGCUCCCCAGAACUCUGAGGCCGAUGCUAUGCAAGUGCAGGGGGUAAUGGUGGUCCCUGCUGCUAAGAAAACCACCACAGGUUCUGCCUCCACAGGGGAUAGAGGAGCAGGAGGAGGGGGAUGUUUGGUGCUGGAGUCAUGCCAGGAGGAGUCGGUGAGCGAGGGGUCUAUAGACCGGAUCCCGCUGCGCCAGUGGGUGAUGCACGGAGCCGUCAUGUUCGGACGAGAGUUCUGCUACGCCAUGGAAACCGCCCUGGUUACGCCUGUACUGCUGCAAAUAGGUCUUCCAGAACAGUAUUACAGCCUGACCUGGUUCCUGAGCCCCAUCCUGGGCCUGAUCUUCACACCUCUGAUUGGCUCAGCCAGCGAUCGCUGCACCCUGAAAUGGGGCCGGCGACGUCCUUUCAUCCUGGCCCUGUGUGUGGGCGUGCUGUUCGGAGUGGCACUCUUCCUCAACGGGUCACUCAUAGGUCUUGCCGUCGGCGACGUGCCAAAUAACCAGCCCAUAGGGAUCGUUCUGACGGUGCUCGGAGUGGUGGUGCUGGACUUCAGUGCAGACGCCACGGAGGGUCCCAUAAGGGCCUACCUACUAGACGUGGCGGACACCGAAGAACAAGACAUGGCCCUCAACAUCCAUGCCUUCUCCUCUGGUUGUGGGGGAGCGGUGGGCUACGCGCUGGGCGGUCUGGACUGGACCCACACCUUCCUGGGCUCAAUCUUCAAGUCCCAGGAGCAGAUCCUCUUCUUCUUCGCCGCCAUCUUGUUCACCAUCUCGGUGGCUCUGCAUCUGUUCAGCAUCGAGGAGCAGCGGUACAGCCCCCAGCAGGACCGGCUGGACGAGGAAGCUGACGCUGCCUCCUCCACUGCCAACAAGGUCAACGACACCCUGGGGAAGCUCCACGGCCACAACACCCCCCACAUGGAGCUCAUUGGAGAAGACGACAUCUACGACCCUUGUGACCGUUACGAGUUCUACGGAGAGGGGGGCGAGGACGGGCGCUCGUUGCGCGACAUUAACAUGGACUUCCUGGAUGUGGAGAUGGUGAGGUCCAAGUCUGACUCUGUGCUGCAAAUGACCGAUGCAUCACUAGAUCACCUGGACCAUGAUGCUUUGUUCCUGCGCCACAUCGAACCCUCCAUCUUCGCCGACCACCUAUCAUCCUACCACGGCUCUCCACCACGCCGCAGCAGCAGCACAGGCAGCCAGGACCUCCUCAAAACCUCCAAAAAGAUCUGCCGGCUGUCACAGUUUCUGCAGGAGCAGGACCGCGACGGGGAGGAGGAGCUGCUCAACAACCAGGUCAACGAGCAGAAGACGCCCAACGGCCGGGCGCACGCCAACGGCUUGGGCCAGGGCGCCAACGGGCACGCCCGCUCGGUCAUGAAGAACUCGGCCAGCACCAACGCCUCCACGCGGCACCGCCGCCACAUCUUCUACCGCAAGCCGUCCUGCACCUUCUCCUACUACGGCCGCGUGGGUUCCCACCGCUACCGCUACCGGAGAGCCAACGCCGCGCUGCUCAUCAAGUCCUCGCGCAGCUUAAACGACAUCUACGAGGUGCAGCGGAGACAGAAGAGGAGACAGCAGAACCCCAGAGCGCGCCACCAGUCGGGCAACACCAACUCCAGCGGGGAUACAGAGAGUGAGGAGGGGGAGACGGAGACCACGGUCAGGCUGCUGUGGCUGUCCAUGCUGAAGAUGCCUCCAGAGCUGAUGAGGCUGUGUGUCUGUCAUCUCCUCACCUGGUUUUCCAUCAUAGCUGAGGCCGUCUUCUACACUGACUUCAUGGGCCAGGUCAUUUACCACGGAGACCCCACGGCUCCUGCUAACUCCACGGAUCUGCAGAACUACCACAAAGGAGUUCAGAUGGGCUGCUGGGGGCUGGUCAUCUACGCCCUGACAGCUGCCUCCUGCUCAGCCGUACUGCAGAAGUACCUGGACAACUUUGACCUGAGCAUCAAGGUCAUCUACGUCUUGGGUACGCUGGGCUUCUCCAUCGGUACGGCUGUCAUGGCCAUCUUCCCCAACGUCUACGUCUCCAUGGUGAUGAUCAGCAGCAUGGGCAUCAUCUCCAUGAGCAUCUCCUACUGCCCCUAUGCUCUCCUGGGACAAUACCAUGAGAUGAAAGAGUACAUCCACCACAGCCCGGGGAAUUCCAAGCGGGGCUUCGGCAUCGACUGUGCCAUCCUGUCGUGCCAGGUGUACAUCUCCCAGAUCCUGGUGGCGUCGGCGCUGGGCGCGGCAGUGGACGCCACGGGUAGUGUGCGGGUCAUCCCCAUGGUGGCGUCCGGCGGCUCCUUCCUGGGUUUCCUCACCGCCUGGUUCCUGGUUAUCUACCCAAGUCACGGCGACGCGGAGGCCAAGGGCGAGCAGAAGGCUCUAACAGGGCCUGUGUGCGAUAACAGCGUCACGGAGAAACCCAGUGUUCUAAAACUGACAAAGAAAGGUGCCUCCACCACUAUGUGUAAAGUGCAGUGCGAGUCCACUCUGUAAUUUGAUGUGAUCGCCAAUUCACCGGAAAGGUCGGAGCUUACUGUAACCAUAGCAAUGCAACGACAUCAUCAAAAAAUAAAAAACGACAUUCCUUUUUUACAACCGUUGCCACCCAAUAAUCUGCUGAUGGCAUUUGCUUGACCGACCUCUUUCUCAAAGACACACAUGGGCUAUGAUGUGUUAAGGUUUUGACUUGUAUUUCAUUUAAUUUGGGGCCUGUCUCUCGCUCGUCACGGUCUAAGGACUGUGGUGUGGCGAGGAGAGGACAGCCGUCUCUCCCUCUCAGGGCCACCAGGGGCCGCGAUCGAGGCGGUCCAACUGGAAAGGACAGAUCAGGGGACAGUGGAUACACAUGUGACCGACCGACGUUCACGCGCUGAACUGGGAUCUCUGGAAAAAGACAUGCACUUCACUCUCACUUCCAUUCAAAGGUCAAGAUAAAGGAAAAGACGAAGAGUCUCUAAGAAAUAUUAUAUUCUUCUAAUAAGUGAAGCAUUUGAAAAUGCAGAAAAUUGCUCUUUUGAUUGAACAUGUUUAUUUAGUUAACUUUCCUCUAUAUAAUUUUGACAUUAUGUUGCAGAAGGACAUUGUUAUCACCAAAUGGGCCAGGCCCGGUAUCAUUUACAGGGUUGAUGUUUUACUUUUUGGACUUUAGGUUUUUAGUGGCUUUAAGAGGAAACGGCACAUGUGUAAGGAGGUGAUUUCUCAGUUAGGAGAGGAGGGGGAGGAAGGCAUUGUUUGGUAAAUCAAUCACUUCUCCUAAUUAUUGUAUUUCUAACUGUUAUGACAAACGAAAUUGUAAUAAGACCAGUUACACCACGUGUCAAACUCAUUCCACACAGAGCCGAGUGUCUGCUGGUUUUCGCUCCUUCCUCGUACUUGAUUGAUACAUUUAGGUUAUUAAUUAGUAAAGAACUCCCCUCACCUGGUUGUCUCGGUCUAAAUUGAAAGGAAAAACUAAAAACACCAGACACUCGACCCUCCGUGGAAUGAGUUUGACACGUCUGAGUUACACUAUAUCUACUGUACACAAGCAUUUCCCAAACUCUCUCAAGGGGUACAUGUUUUGGUUUUUGCCCUAGCACUACACAGCUGAUUGAAAUAAUGAAUUCAUCAUCAGGCUUUGAUUAUUUGAAUCAGCUGUGUAGUGCUAGAUCAAAACCAAAACGUGCCCCCCUUGUGGUCCCCAGGAGCGAGUUUGGGGAAAUGCUGAUCCACACAAAUAUAUCUUUAUCCUCUUUAGUCAUUUAUACUAAGGAUCCUAUUUUCCACCUUUCAGAAUAUAUCCUUCUGAGAUCACAAGGGCCUCACCAUUGACGGAGAACAGAAACACUUUAAGGAAAUGAGAAAGAAUCUCAAUGCUGCAUUGGAGUUACGGAGAAUUGCAUACCAAACGGAGGACAGAAGUUGAGGAGCACUGUAAGGAGCUUGGAAGCUCUUCUGUCUCACAGAGGAGAAACAGAUUUCAGGCUUCAAUUCGUUCUCUUCUUUGUCUUGUUUCAAUUGCAUUGUUAAUGGAUUGUGUCACUCGCUGCACAAUUUCAGCUGCUGACGUUUGUUUGAGGAUGUAACUAAUACUAGCUAGAUGAAUGUGGGAGUGCCCGCCCGUGGGGGGGGGUGUAAGUCGGAGUAUUGGGGGAGGAGCACUUAGGCAGAACUUAAACUGUGCAGGAAUUCAAGUUGAUUAUUUUCCUACCAUAUAGGUCUUCCUUUUAUUUUUCUAACUGAAGUAAUGGGUCUUGAUAGAAGAGUUAUAUCCAGGGGCCUCCCGAGUGGUGCAGUGGUCUAAGGUACUGCAUCGCAGUGCUAGCUGUGCCACUAGAGAUUCUGGGUUCAAGUCCAGGCUCUGUCGCAGCCGGCCGCGACCGGGAGACCCAUGGAGUGGCACACAAUUGGCCCAGCGUCAAUUAGGGGAGGGUUUGGCCGGCAGGGAUGUCCUUGUCCCAUCGCGCACUAGAGACUCCUGUGGGGGACGGGCACAGUUCACGCUGCCACGGUCGCCAGGUGUACGGUGUUUCCUCCGACACAUUGGUGCUGCUGGCUUCUGGGUUAAGUGGGCAUUGUGUCAAGAAGCAGUGCGGCUUGGUUGGGUUGUGUUUCGGAGGACGCACCGCUCUCGACCUUUGCCUCUCCUGAGUCUAUACGGGGAGUUGCAGCGAUGAGACAAGACUGUAACUACCAAUUGGAUACCACGAAAUUGGGGAGAAAACGGGGUAAAAAAUUAAAAGAAGAGUUAUAUCCUCUCACUUGUAGUGCGUUUACAUUUAACACCUGGUUGCUGCAUGGUUUGGGCCUUGUGGCGAGUUAUGCUGUUAUCUGAAGCGGCCUUAGCUAAAUGUUAACUCAACAUGUUGGCUCUGCAUGGCCUACAUGCACCCUGAGCCAGAAUGGGGGCUCAGUGGCAUUCUUCUUUAGAGGACAUGGUGGACUGAGGGUGGAAACUAGUGGAUGGAGUAGAGCUCCACUGUGGAACUCAUUAUGGCUCUGGUCUGUCUGUUGUGUUGAGUAUGCUGGUUAUGGCUUUACAGGCCCAUGUGUCUCUGCUGUGACAGGCCCCAGGAGGUCAGAUCAGAGCCUUAGGGCUAUAGAGCUGGGACUACCCAAUAACUAUAUCCAGGUUGGCUGUGUUUCUACACGAAUACUUAUCGUAUAUGAGAUAUGGCUUCCUUCUCCUACGUGUUUAUUAUAUUGAAGUUUCAGAGUACAUCGCUCUGUCGUCUCUUGUUAAGGAUACAUGUUAAUCAGUAGAGGUAGAUUUGUGAAAGUGUAAUUUAACCUUCAUUAAUGUGUCCAACUGAAAAACAAAAAGCUGAAAUCUUUUCAGUGUCAAGAGGAGAUUCAAACCAAACUUGAAGUGUAAACAAACAGAGAGCAUCAAGUAUUUGACAAAUCAGACGAUCGUUGCAAUAAUGUUUUCUGCCUCUGUAAGCAAGGGUGGAAGUGUUAAGACUGGGGUCGGGUGAACUUUUUUCAUGCAUGGCUGUAUGUAUGUCAUAGUAUCAUAGUUAUACUGUAUGAAAAACAACAACCAUGUACUCGUAGCUAAAUAAGCAUAGUAUUGGUUUGGUUUUUAAGAGAAGAACCAUGCCUUGUUGAAUACUUGAAGUGCAACUUGAGUGUUUCUAAAAUGCAAGAAAGUGUAUGAUAGUUUUCCUGAACCUCUAGCUGUUGACUCUGGAAUGUUGAGAUAGUGGCCUAUGUUGAAAGGCCUGCUGGGAGUUUGCGUUUCUUUGAUUCCAUCAGGUGACAAAGUCAUGAAUGUAAAAUAUUUGUUGUUUUGUGAUGGGCAGAGGGUCUGCACAGAACUUGCACAUACAAAGUUUGAAGAAAAGAAAAGAAUAAUCUUGCAAAAGAAAAAAAAAGAACAGGAUAUGUUUGAUAUAUAUAGCUCUUUUCAUGUUAAAUGGAUGCUUUCACUUUAUUUAAAUAUAACAUAUAUAAAUACAGAUAUAUAUUUACAGUUGUAACAAAUGCAAGAGGUAUGUUACAGUAAUGGAGGACUGGAAUGUGUUUGAAACACGUGCGCGUGCGCAUCAUCUGGUUUACAAUUCACUUUAUUUUCUAAGAUUGAGGUCACACUGCAAUACCAAUAUUUCAUUUGUUAUCUUUUCAGACAGAAAUGUGUUUUUGAAUAAGUAUAAUUCAAUUUGAUAAUUAAACUCAAUCAAUUUCCCUCUUUUCUUUUGAUAGGAGAAUGCAAUCAUUCAUCUCUCAUUAUUUUAAAGAUACUUUUAUAAGGUCAUUUUAUUUUAGGACAAUGGGAGUUGCAUAUAGUAUUUUAUGUAAUGAAUUUAUCAGUGAUAUUACUUAAAGAAUGGGAAAAACAGUAUUUGCAGUAAAUACUAUUUUAGUUUAUUUUGCUGCUAUAAAAAAGCGGAUUAUUUGUAUGAGCUUUUUUUCUAUAAGGACUGUAUGUACAUUCUGUAAAUAUGCUUGCGGCUUCAUAUGUAGAACCAUGGAAGAACACUGUAUUGAAUGCACCUAAAAAAAAACUCAAGGGCUUCUGUCGCUUUAUUGUUGUAUUGCACUCAUAUAUGACCUUUUGAAAACAAAAUAUUAGCUAUGUAUCUAUGAUAAUAAACUGCAUCAUCUAUGAACUA
Messenger RNA from Salmo salar (Atlantic salmon), 7471 nucleotides. RefSeq names its product solute carrier family 45 member 4a (gene slc45a4a). Gene Ontology annotation, molecular function: sucrose:proton symporter activity. Gene Ontology annotation, biological process: transmembrane transport. Lineage: Eukaryota; Metazoa; Chordata; Actinopteri; Salmoniformes; Salmonidae. Gene Ontology annotation, cellular component: membrane. The record is from RefSeq and is a predicted model, not a curated record.